AUGGAUGGGGAGCCCAAAGUGUGUGUGGGCCCCAAUGCUGCAGCCCCGGUGGGCCCAGACCCUCCGAGUCCAACACUGAACCCAAGUGUCAGUUAUGGUGCCAUGGAUAAAGUCUUUGAUGAUAAGAUUAUUUUCCCUCACUUUUUCCGCACAGUGCCAAGUGAGCAUGCUCAGUGCCAGGCCAUCAUUGCGCUCCUUAAACACUUUGGGUGGAACUGGGUUGGCAUUAUCACUUUUGCAGAUGAAAGUAACCUGAGAGCAAGCAAUGAAAUGAGAGACAAGAUUCUAAAAAGUGGCUAUUGUGUUGAGUUCCUAGAGGUGAUCUAUAAUGAACAGAUAAUAUUGAAAAAUAUUAAAAAUAGCACGGCUAAUGUAAUCAUUGUAUACAGCAGUGUUGAAGAAUUGCAAUUGGUAGCAACCGCUGCAUAUAUUGCAAACCUUAAAGGGAAGUUGUUCUUGACAAAUAAAGAGAUAACGUUUGAAAUGGACAACGCUUUAAUAUAUCAACUGCAUCCUUUGCAUGGUUCUCUCUCAAUUUCCAUCUCUGAUGGAAACAUACCUGGGUUAAUCGAAUUCUUGCAAAAUGACGGUCCCUCAACACUCCCUGUAAAUGGAUUUUAUAUCAAUGUGUAUGAAGCCUUCAUUUAUGAAGACAAAGAUAAGGUGGAAAACCCUUUUAGGAAUAAGCAAGAUCGGCGGAUUGGCCCUUUCUUAUACAACAAUCUCAGAGUCUCGUACAGUUUUUACCUUGCAGUAUAUGCAGUAGCACAUGCUCUGCAUGACAUGAUAUUGGAGAUAAAAGGCCAUCAUCCUCAGUUUCUGCAUAACAAACUCCAGCCUUGGCAGCUCAAACAUUACAUGAAGAAUGUCAAUUUUAAAACACCAGAAGGCAGACACGUGAAAUUUGACGAUAAGGGAAAUGUCCCAGGACAAUUUGACAUUAUGAAUUUUCUGAUUUUACCUGACAGAACCAUGAUGAAUGUCAAAGUUGGAAAAUAUCUCUCCUCUGUUCUUGAAGAGGAACAGCUAUUUUUGAACAAGAGCAUAAUACAGUGGCCACAUUCAGCAGAGGUCCCCAAAUCUGUUUGCAGUGAAAGCUGCUCACCAGGGUACAGAAAAGUUCACCGUGAGGGACAACAGAUUUGCUGCUACGACUGUGUCCUCUGCCCAGAGGGAGAAAUCACCAAUAUGUAUGAUAUGGACAACUGUAUCAAAUGCAAGGAACAUCAAUGGACUGACAAGAGAAGAGACAAAUGUAUUCAAAGAGAGACAGAAUAUCUUUCAUUCCAUGAUUUUCUUGGGAUAUUUUUGAUGGCCACAUCCCUAUUUUUGUGUGCGAUAACCACAGGAAUAUACUCAAUCUUUUAUAAACAUCGAUUGACUUCCAUUGUGAGAGCCAAUAACCUACGUCUCAGUUACAUCCUCCUCUUCUCCCUCAUGUUGUCUUUCCUUUCUUCCUUGCUUUUCAUUGGACGACCAAAUGAAGUUACAUGUUUGAUUCGACAAGUGAUAUUUGGCAUUAUCUUUGCAUCUGAACUUUCCACACUAAUUGGGAAAACUAUGACAGUUGUUAUUGCUUUCAGUGCCACCCAACCAGGCAGCAAACUUGCAAAAUGGAUGAAAACUCAAAUUACCUACAGCAUUGUUCUACUUCUUUCUUUUGGGCAAGUUGUUAUAUGUUCAGUUUGGUUGAUCUGUUCUCCCCCCUUUCCACACAUUGACACCAAAUCGAAGACUGGAAUGAUCAUUCUGCUGUGUAAUGAAGGCUCAGUUGUUGCUUUCUAUAUAAUGGUUGGAUACAUUGGCAUCUUGGCCAUCGUUAGCUUCUUAUUAGCAUACUAUGCUCGCCGGUUACCUGACAGCUUUAAUGAGUCUCAGCUCAUAACUUUCAGCAUGUUGGUGUUCUGCUGUGUCUGGAUCUCCUUCAUCCCAGCCUAUAUAAACACCAAAGGCAGAUCUGUGGUGGCUGUGGAAGUAUUUGCGAUUUUGACUUCCAAUGCAGGACUUCUGGGUUUCAUAUUUAUCCCCAAGUGCUACAUUAUUCUUUUUAGGCCUGAGCUCAACAACAAACAACAUUUAAUAAGAAAUAAAUGA
Messenger RNA from Xenopus laevis (African clawed frog), 2094 nucleotides. RefSeq names its product vomeronasal type-2 receptor 26-like. NCBI's taxonomy places the organism in Eukaryota, Metazoa, Chordata, Amphibia, Anura, Pipidae. The record is from RefSeq and is a predicted model, not a curated record. The transcript has 5 exons. Bases 1 to 2094 code for a protein of 697 amino acids.